Messenger RNA from Belonocnema kinseyi, 772 nucleotides. RefSeq lists its product as uncharacterized. The record is from RefSeq and is a predicted model, not a curated record. The transcript has 2 exons. NCBI's taxonomy places the organism in Eukaryota, Metazoa, Arthropoda, Insecta, Hymenoptera, Cynipidae. The coding region runs from base 44 to 625 and encodes 193 amino acids.
AAGUUAGAUGUCUAUUCUCUAAGAUUUUAUUCACUCAGUAAAUAUGAAGAUUCUCACUGAAAUACUACUUCUUGCCUUCGCGGGAUUCCUGAAUUUGAAACAUGCAGGUGGACAACCGGAUUGGCGUGAACUGCACCACUUGCCGGUAGGACGCGUUAUGUUGACAAUGAAUGACCGCUGUAUACAUAUUGGACGUCGUCGUCUUUUGGAAUGCAGCCCAAUGGAGAGGAUCCCCUUAUAUAUGCUAAAUAUAAAUAUGAACCCUCAUCAUUAUCACGUUGAUGUAUAUCUAGGAAACAGACAUUUUGCUACAUAUCUCCUAGUACCACAACUCAUUAGUUUCACACAUGUUCCUGCUAAUCAUACUCCAAAGAAUGCUCAUAUGAAUAUAGGAAAUGGCGAAUUUUAUUUAGCUGACCAGUUUGAACCGUACGACUUGAAUACCCAUCCACAUCAUUAUGCAAACGAAAAUUCCCCUGGUAAAUAUCCAGCCACUGAUCAUAUAUACGUAACAACACCAGGAGGAAUUCACAAGGUGUAUAGUUCAUCUUUACGUCGCCUCUCGAAUACAGGGGAAGAUCAUUCAUAUUCUGGAACAUCUCACGUGCUUAACAUGAUACGUUAGACAAGUCAAGCGAUUUCCUAUGGUGUAAAAUUUCGACUUACAGUAGAUAUUUUCAAGAUAUCUCAAGAUAUCCUCAGAAUAUCUCAUUGGCGUCUAUGAUUUAUAUGCCGAGGAUGGGUCGUAAAUUUAGAUAUGCAUUGAUCUACA